AUGCGCUGUGAAAAUUUGCGUACCCUGGUAGUUUUGGAUUCUUAUGCUCGCGAUAUUUCCAUUGGCUGGAGAGAGAUUUUGCAGUGGAAAUAUGUUAGGACAUUAACCUGGUUGGAAAGUGGGAUUUGGGCAAUUCCAAAUGAGAUAAGUGGAUUGAUCCAUUUGAGGUAUCUUGAUUUAUCGGAGAACGGGAGGUUGGAGGAAUUACCGGACACCAUGGAGCUAAGGGGAAUAGAGAGACUAACAAAUCUGCAAACGCUAGAUGAGUUUUAUGUCCAAUAUGGUGAUGAAGGAAACAAGUUGGAGCAUCUGAAAAACUUGAACCAGCUUCAAGGACGUCUUACUAUUACAUAUCAGAGACAGAGAGGACCGGGAGUGGGAGAUGCAGCGAUCAUGGUGAAUAAGGUGCACCUCCUUCAUUUGGUCUUAAAUGUUGAAGGUGCUUUGCGAUGGAAUGAUCUGAUGGCCCUGCAACCACCUCCAGGUUUGGAAUCUUUGGGAAUUGAUCGUUAUAGGGGCAUCCCAUUGUCGACCGAUUGGUGGUCGUCUUUACACAGCUUGAGACUGCUUACACUUUCCCGGUGUGGUUUUUUGCCUUCGUUAGGAAAUCUGGCAUCCCUUGAAUCAUUGAAUAUGAAGUAUGUUAAUGUGAGAAAGGUAGGAGUUGAGUUUUUGGGAAUACAUGAUCAGGAUCAAUCAGAAGCUAGCCGGAGGAGGCACACGUCAUUCCCGAAAUUGAAGCAACUCACCUUCGACGACAUGCCGAUCUGGGAAGAGUGGGAAGGAGUGAAGGAGGAUUCUGAGAAAAUGGCAAAAAUAAUGCCAUGCCUUUCCCAGUUGACAAUUUCUGGGUGCUAUUCACUCGAAGCACUUCCGGAAUUCCUGUGGAAGACACCACUUCAGAAAUUGCACAUCAGAAAAUCUCGAAUUCUCCAGAAACUAUACAGACAAGGAAUAGGUGAGCAGCGGGACAAGAUUUCUCACAUCUCAACCAUCAAUGUUGAAGAACCCUGA
Messenger RNA from Rosa rugosa (rugosa rose), 1014 nucleotides. RefSeq names its product putative disease resistance RPP13-like protein 1. Bases 1 to 1014 code for a protein of 337 amino acids. Gene Ontology annotation, molecular function: protein binding. The transcript is spliced from 3 exons. NCBI's taxonomy places the organism in Eukaryota, Viridiplantae, Streptophyta, Magnoliopsida, Rosales, Rosaceae. The record is from RefSeq and is a predicted model, not a curated record.